Molecule: messenger RNA, 1113 nt
Organism: Rhagoletis pomonella (apple maggot)
Lineage: Eukaryota; Metazoa; Arthropoda; Insecta; Diptera; Tephritidae
Gene: msd5
Product: augmin complex subunit msd5
Exons: 1
Coding region: 307-1056 (249 amino acids)
Source: RefSeq, a predicted model, not a curated record
UGGUCGAUACCCGAAUUUGGUACCAUGGAAGCUCUAUACCAAAUAAAGGGCAAUUUGCACUCACCAUUCAGUCUGAGUACGGUUAAUAGAUACAUACGAAUUCCGCGGAAUUAGCAUGCAGAUAUACUAUACUAUAUUUUACCGAAGAUUUGUACCUCAAAUUAUGUCUUGAAAGGAACUGAUUUUGAUAUUCUCUGGCCAUCAAGAGCUGGCAACUCUGAAUAUUCUCAUCUAUAUCCCACUAUUUUUUAGGUUCUAUUGUGAACGAUCAUAAAAUAAAAUUUUCAAAUUGCAAAUUCAUCGAAAAUGGCACAAGUUGACGAUUUCGAGCAGAUAUCCAAAAAUAUAUACAAAAAUCACAAAGAACAUGAGAAAAACAUCAAAGAAAAUAGAGUUAAAACUUCAAUAAUCAGUUUGGCAGACUUUUAUGAGGGUUAUCAGCGUGAGGUAAAGGAAAUAAACGCGGAAAUUACUCCUUCGAAAGAUAAUCCGACUGUGGCGGAUUUCGCGGACAUAUUCAAAGCAUUCGAGGAAUAUCCUUGCAAUUUGCAAAAACCAAAGCGCCCCUCAACAAGAGAACAGCAGCAGCGCAUGAAUUGUACUUUGGCGCGUGAUAUGACUGUGGUCAACUCGCGUGAGCAAUCACCUUGUAGCACCUCACUACAGAAUAUUAUGCGUAACACUGCAGAGCUGCCUACAGCCUUUGAAAUCUACAAUAACUUUAGAAAUUUUCAGCAAAAGCUCAAACGGUUUUUGGCAGAGGUACAGCAACUAGAGUUUGCAAGUUCAUAUGAAACUAAGCUCGAUCAAUUGUGUGCAUUUGGAAAGCAGUUGGAGAAAUUGCGGCCAACCACCAGUAAUGCAGAACAAGCCCUGACGGUUGAAGAAGAAGCGAAACUUCAAACGAUUCUUAGCAACCUGGAGGAGCUUAAUUACAUACGCGAAAAUCAAGAAAUUUUUUCAAAUGGCACGCCCACUGCAAAUGCACAGUCUGCGCGUACUAAAAGCUUCAUGAAUUUAAUAACAUAUUUAUUGAAUACUAUUUCAAAUAUGUAAUUACUGAUAAGUUUAAAAUUUAAAUUGUUAAAUACAUAAAUUAAGCUACAUAUUGUA